Molecule: messenger RNA, 660 nt
Organism: Phytophthora sojae
Lineage: Eukaryota; Oomycota; Peronosporomycetes; Peronosporales; Peronosporaceae
Exons: 5
Coding region: 136-369 (77 amino acids)
Source: RefSeq, a predicted model, not a curated record
UGUAUUGUAUUGUGAACGUUAGUGCGCCGGAAUAAGUGAUCUACACUCUCCAAACGUGGUCCACAUACACUACCCCUAGUAGUGGGCGGCCACUAAUUGAGCUCCUACUGUUUUCACCGUCACGAUCAGCAUACAAUGGCUCCCCCUUCGCGGAGACGCGCUAAGCCUUGGUGGCGGCAUGUCCGCUGCUUCCGUCCCCCGCAUCGGUCUUGUAGUCUUGGCUCAACUAGGGUCACUACACCAUACUCCUUUCCCCGGCGACUGCUAUCGUGGCCGACCAACCACACAGUCUCAGCCAGCACGCCCUUGUUCUUCAGUCUUGUGUUGUUCCUGCGCCUUAUGCUGAUCCCCUUGAGCACCUUCCCUUGACGAUUGACUUCCGCAGCGUUCCCCCCUCGCGGACGCUCGCGCCUCACCGCCGAAUCAGCUUCCUGGGCGGUGCCGUAGUCACCAGCCCACGGGAAGUCGGUGGCUGAGCACUGAGCGCGCUUGGUUCGUCCGCUCCCGCCGCCGCGAGUCGUACCCGCGUCGAGAUCUCACUUGCCUCACAUCCUUGUCCGUGAAAGACUGAGGGCGCUGAGGCGGAGCCGCACUAGCGCCCCCGAGAACGACGCCGCUGCGCCGCUCCCCGGGAGGGCGUCACCCCAACCCGUCCAGGAU